Hirundo rustica (Barn swallow) is the source of this 4190-nucleotide messenger RNA. It is a transcript of the gene PLEKHD1, whose product is annotated as pleckstrin homology and coiled-coil domain containing D1. The transcript is spliced from 13 exons. The record is from RefSeq and is a predicted model, not a curated record. NCBI's taxonomy places the organism in Eukaryota, Metazoa, Chordata, Aves, Passeriformes, Hirundinidae. The coding region runs from base 598 to 2109 and encodes 503 amino acids.
GGGCAGUGCCAGGCUGGCACAGCAAGGCCCCCUCACCCUCCCUGAUGACAGAGGGAGCUGAUUGAACUUGCUGGCUCCCACUCACUCUGCCCCGAUUUUCCUCAGGACAAAUGAGAAGAACCUGUCUCCAAGCGCAAGAUUUUGGGAAUAUGUGUCAGAGAUGCCUGUCAGUAAAACAUCCGUCUUGCCCUAAUUUCUGCAUGGAGUGCUGCAAUGUCGACUGAAAUAACCUUUCAAGCUGGCUCUGGUGCAGAGGUAUUUUGGCUUAUGUUAUUGCUGAGAGCUUUCUUUCUUAUGAGCUCUUUCUGCCUCUCUGUGUUUCUGAUGUCUGACUCUCUUCACUCUUCUUUUUCCCUUGGGCUGGGAUGUGUGCUGUUUGCAAUGCAUCAGGAAGUAAUACGCAAUGAGAAAACUCUCAUCAUCUGUGCAUCAGGGAGAGAAUUACUGACUGAGUGCUGAGCAGUCAAGUUAUUGAUUCAAACCAAAGCCCAGUCUCUCUGUCUGCUGGGCUGGUUACAUCCUGCUGGUUCAUUGCAUUUAAUCGGAUUCCCUGAGCUGCCACGCGGAGGGGGCGAGUUAGAACCAGAUCCAUCUAUAAUGUUCGCUUCAAAAUCCAGUUCUGUAUCCCCUUCUCCGUCCAUGGAACAGGCAGAUUCAGAUGCUCUGGACAUCAGCACCAAAGUGCAGCUGUACGGUGUGCUCUGGAAGAGACCCUUUGGGAGGCAGUCAGCCAAAUGGUCCAGGAGGUUCUUCAUCAUUAAGGAAAGCUUCCUGCUCUACUAUGCUGAGAGUGAGAAGAAGAGUUUUGAAAGCAAUAAAUACUUCAAUAUCCAUCCCAAGGGUGUUAUACCCCUGGGAGGCUGCAUUGUGGAGCCCAAAGAAGAGGCCAACAUGCCUUAUGCCAUAAAAAUCUCUCAUGAAGACUUCCACGGUAACAUUGUUCUAGCAGCGGAAUCAGAGUUUGAGCAGGCUCAGUGGCUGGAGAUGCUACAGGAGUCUGGAAAAGUGACUUGGAAGAAUGCCCAGCUGGGAGAAGCCAUGAUCGAGAGCCUGGAAGCUCAAGGACUACAGCUGGCCAAGGAGAAACAGGAAUAUUUAGAUAAACUAAUGGAAGAAACAGAAGAGCUGUGUCUGCAGAGGGAGCAAAAAGAGGAACUUGAGCGUCUGAACCAGAUCCUGGAAGCAGAGAAGCAGCGUUUUGAAGAGGUGGUGCGGGAACUGCGGCUGGAGCAGGAGGAGAUCAGACGGGAGCUGGAGCUCACAGCCCACUCCCUUAAAGGAGUGGAGGAAGAAAAGAAAGAGUUGGGAAGCCUGACACAGUCCUUACAGAACACCCUAGAGGAGCUCUCCCUGGAAAAACAACAAAUGCUGGAGAUGCUGGAAGAAAAUGAGAACCAGGUCCCACCUCCAACCAGCCCCAACAAGGAGCAAAGUCCCAUCUGGGGACUGCACUGCAGCCUGCGACAGAUUGAAGAGAAGAUGCAGCAACUUCUGCAGGAGAAACUCCUAGCAGAGAAAAGGAUGAAGGAGAAUGAGGAGCGGUCUCGAGCACUGGAAGAGGAGCGGGAGUUUUACUCUUCCCAGUCCCAAGCGCUGCAGAACUCGCUCUCGGAGCUGACUGCAGAGAAACAGCAGGCAGAGAGAGACCUCAAGGCUGAAGUGAAGGUACGCAUGGAUCUGGAGAAGAGACUGAGGGAAGCUGAGGAAGCGUUGCAGAGCUUGGAGCAAGGCUUAAAUUCCCUGAAUUGCAACAAGGAGAAAGAGAAGAAGAUGAAAGCAGAUGUCAGUAACUUGAGAAAGUUCUUUGAAGAGUGCAUCCGCAACGCUGAGCUGGAGGCCAAGAUGCCUGUGAUCAUGAAGAACUCCGUGUACAUCCACAAGGCCGCCACACGCCGCAUAAAGAGCUGCCGCUUCCGCUGCCGGAGAACCAGUGCUUCGUGGAAUGACAUGAAGCAGUCCCAGUCCUUCAUCUUCUCGCAUGCAGAAGCUGAAAACAUUGAAGAGCUGAAAGAAGCAGCCAAAAGACUGAGCCGGGACCAGCGUUUUAGGAAAACUAUCUAUCAAAUCAUGAGGUCACAAAAGGAUUCUGCUUCAGCAGACAAAAAGUGACUUCUUGGGAGGAGGCCUCUGAGAUCAACCUGCCAUUCAGCUCUGCAAAAGUCACAGCCUUGGGCACUAGGCUCAGAAGGGAGAUUGGGCAUUUGGUGGGGAAGGUGAGGGAGAGUUGUGUGUUGGCAAUCCCUUCAGUUACUGGCUUUGCUUUAGUUUGGGUGCUCCUGCAGCCUGGCAGACCUUCUCUGCUGAUCACUCCAGACCUGUUUGCUUCAGCUGCUUACAUUAAGCCACGUUUUGCCAAGAUGCCACAGUUGGUGUUAAAGUGAACCAGAGACCGUAGCUUAGGAAGUGCCUCUCCUUUCCUUCCCUUCCCUGUCUAGUGUGCAGCCUAUGUUCCAGCUAGUGUAAUCUCAGCAGAACACAGCUCACCCUGCUCUGCCUGAUCCCCUCUAGGAGAUGGCUUGCUGCACACCCUCAGUCAAUCAGCACUUUGGUGGGGCACAUUUCCGGAAGACUGCAGCAGUCCCAGACUCCCAAGCACAGGCAAAAGUAUCGAACACAGGGCCAAACUUUCUGUCUUGAUGCUACAUCAUUUCAAGCAAACAGCAACAACACAAGGUGAAGACAACAGGAGGAUGCUGUGGAUUUGGGUCCCAGGAGGAUCAUGAACAGAGAAGAACUUAUAGGUAACUCAGUGGCAUUGAUGCAAGCUGGAGGGAGGGUUCUAUUUUAUUCAUGGUGGACAGAACAUUCCAGGGCUACCUUUGCACAUUUUUUGCACUGGGACAUUGAGCUGUGUCAGAACAGAGAAAUAUGUGCUAUGGAAGGUGUUAGGUCUUGGCUAUCUGUUCCUCAGUGUGAAGAAGCCUUUGACUGAGUUUUGAUGGCUUUCUCAACACCUUUGUAAAAUGAGUUGGAGUGCAGGAGGGUGAGGACUGUCCAGCAACAAGACCCACUACCACUUCAGGCAAGCUGUCAGGGCCGUGAAAGAAGAGUACAGGAGAGGAGUCACUUUGUUGUCAAACCACUUGCAGCCUCUCCCACCUAUUUUUAAGCAAGCAGUUGGCUAAUAAUUACCCAUGCUGUAGAAACAGCACUGCCUGGUGCUUGCAGAGCGCAGGAAAAGCACACUUGGAGUGAUUCCCUGUUUUCUCCUUAGGAAAUAAGGGAAUAGACAGUACAAAGGUGAAUAAAGUUAGCAUCAGGAGUACAGUUAGGGGGUGGUAAAGUGCAGAUUUACUGUACCUUUCAUGGCAUCAGGACCCCUGGCUAUUAUGUAUGUCCAGCGACACAGAGGUAGUUUCUUGCUACUGUCCCAUUCAGACUGUGACAGUGUCCGCUCACAGCCUUUGGCUUCCCACCACCCACAUAAUUCCCUACCAGUUUAGUGUUUAGUGACUUUUCCCUAUGGAAAAGGCAAGGAUGAGGCUGGGAAGCAAGCCUUGGCUGGCAAGCCAGAGGAGAAGGGCUAAGGCUGAGUAGAGGAGCAUCCUGUGACAGGGUAAUGCUCCUGAAUGGAAUCACUCUAUUGUGACCAGAGGAAAAGCUUUGAAAGCACAGCCUGUGCUUCCCAUUUCAGUCAGUUACUGACUAGUAGCCCUCUGCCAGGCAUUGGGAGGUUUCAUCCAGUCAGAGAAUCCAGCUCUGAAGGAUGAUGUUUUUGUGAUAAUAGGUCAUAUGGUAGGAGAAGAUUGUUUCCAUCCUUCCUUAGCGUACCUGAUCCUUCUGUGGUUUAUCUACUUGUGUUUAUAUGCUAGAAAACCACAAAUGAAUUCUUGCUCCUACAAGGCUGAAGGGCUGUGAUAAAGCAAUACAGAAAUAGUUUUGUGGGUUUUUUUUUUUUUUUUUUUUUCCUUUAUGCUGCUCCCAAAUCAUCUCUAGCUAUUUUGCAGUUACAAGGUCUAUAUUAGGUAAUGCUGGAAGAGACAGAAUAAAGGAUAGCUAGGGAAUGCAUCUAUAAUUUAGGCAAUUAGGAAAAUCACCCUGUGGCCUGUGAAUACAACAUUUUUGUUCUAUUACCAUCAAAGCCACAGUAUCUGACUCUUCAGAAGUAUUGUAUGCAGGAGGUGGCCACAUCAGGUCUUCCUUUACUGUGCAUAUUGACAGCAAUAAGUAAAUAAAAGUUAUGCUGACAC